Molecule: messenger RNA, 1143 nt
Organism: Phytophthora infestans T30-4
Lineage: Eukaryota; Oomycota; Peronosporomycetes; Peronosporales; Peronosporaceae
Exons: 6
Coding region: 1-1143 (380 amino acids)
Molecular function (GO): nucleic acid binding
Source: RefSeq, a predicted model, not a curated record
AUGACAUCACAGCUCGACGUGGCGUCAGGUGUCUCAAUACCAGUUCAAUUCAGGACACCAACAACUAAACGCUAUGUCACUGCAACCUCUCACCCUCAGCUGUCGCGUCAGAAAGUGGUGAAAAUUGCCAAAAAGAGCGAGGGAGUGAAGUAUUUAACAACUUCAGUCAGGACAGUAAUUAAGAAAGGUUUGGAAUCCGGUAAAUCAAUAUCUCGCAACGAGAUUUAUCUGCGACUUAUACAACAGUUUGGAAAUGAUGGCAUUUUGGGACCGCCUAGCGAGUUUUGCAGUGUGAUGAAGCCUAACGGCGGAGGAAUAUCGCCUGCGCUAGCGCAGUGGGUUCGUAGGCGCCUCGAAGGUGCCAACUGGAGCAUUCGCAAAGCGAGUGUCCUCACAGAAGAUUCGCACCAAGCUGGACGGGUGUACAACACAGAGUUUGUGGUACGUACUGGAACGCAACGAGUUGGAUCUAAUGUGGCUUCAGAUGCCAAAAAGGGAUGCUCAGUGAUGGUUUCUGCAGAAAUAUACUCCUCGAAGGUCCUUCCUCCCUUUAUUGUGAUGACCGCGACUCACAAUGGCACCCUUGCUAGACGUUUUGCUACGUGGCGUGAUGAAGGAGGUGAUGCAAGCGUUCAUUUUCAACCUUCACACUGGAUGGACACGCCAACCGCAAAAAAGUACGCGGAUGUUUGGUUAAUCUUUAGUCUAUACCCGGGUCAAAACAUUAGUCUCAUUUGGGAUGCAGCUUCAGCUCACAUUUGUCAGGAAAUGAUUGACUACUUGAACGAGAAAGGUAUAAUGUAUGAGGUUAUUCGCGCUGGAUUAACUUCUAUCAUGCAAAUCUGCGAUCUCUACGUUAACCGACCUUUGAAAGCUGCUAUUAAAAAAAUCUUUAUGCGAUGGAAGGUUUCACAAACCAUCCCACCCGGUGGUAAGUACAAAGUUGAUAGAGUCCAAGUGAUUCAAUGGGUCGAAGAGGCCGUUUCAAUGGUAAAUGAAAAGCAGAACUCUGACAGGAAGAUUGAUAACCAGGCUUUUCAAGAACACAUAGGCCAUCUACAAGAAAACGAGCUCUACAACUCACUUCUGCUGAACCAGACAGCAGAAAAACCUUGUGUAAUGGAGAGAUUGGGCGAGUCUUAA